AUGGUGCAGACAUCCAUCGACGGCAUCCGCGACCUGGAAGUCAGAGCUGCUGUGAGGCUCGGGCACCACGAGACGCUUAAGAACGCUUUGGCCCAUGCACUGGAAGUGGAAGCCGUGCGGCAGGAUCAUCGUUCCCAUCGCGUCAGGGAGGUCGCAGCAGCUACAGUCCGUGACCGCAGCAAAGGAUACGGCCCUAGGUGCUAUGGCUGUGGCGAAAAGGGCCAUCUUCGAUCCAGCUGCCCUAAGCGAACCCUAGAAAGGGAAGGUGAACGAUCUCAGGAGGGUAGUGCGGCCAACAGCACCGCCCAGCAGCAGCAGAAAUACGACUUUACUAUCAGACACUGCAGCGGGAAAUCUCACGGCAACGCAGAUGCAUUGUCAAGAAGACCUUUUCCUGAAGAUUGCAACCAUUGUAGUAGGCAAGAGAGUAAGGAAGUGGUAUCCGUGAGGAUGCUCAGGACAGACCACCUCAGCAACGGGUGGAAGGACAGCUUACAACAUGCACAGCAGGAGGAUCUGGACAUCGAUAAAGGCCAGUGCUCCCAAGCCUAA
This is a messenger RNA of Parnassius apollo (apollo), 552 nucleotides long. NCBI's taxonomy places the organism in Eukaryota, Metazoa, Arthropoda, Insecta, Lepidoptera, Papilionidae. The record is from the annotation of a GenBank genome assembly.